This is a messenger RNA of Phyllostomus discolor (pale spear-nosed bat), 3890 nucleotides long. RefSeq names its product impact RWD domain protein (gene IMPACT). The coding region runs from base 56 to 1081 and encodes 341 amino acids. The record is from RefSeq and is a predicted model, not a curated record. Lineage: Eukaryota; Metazoa; Chordata; Mammalia; Chiroptera; Phyllostomidae. The transcript has 13 exons. Gene Ontology annotation, biological process: regulation of translational initiation. Gene Ontology annotation, molecular function: protein binding. Gene Ontology annotation, cellular component: cytoplasm.
GCUCUAGAUUUUCCGCAGCAACGCCCCGCCCCCGCAUUUCUGGUCUGAGCGGGCUAUGGCCAGCAGCUCUUGGGGACACAUGGCUGAGGUGGACACUGGGACCGACCAGAGGCAGAAUGAGGAAAUUGAAGCAAUGGCAGCUAUAUAUGGCGAGGAAUGGUGUGUCAUUGAUGACUGCGCCAAAAUAUUUUGUAUUAGAAUUAGCGACGAUAUAGAUAACCCUAAAUGGACACUUUGCUUACAGGUGAUGCUACCCAAUGAAUAUCCAGGUACAGCUCCACCUGUUUAUCAACUGAAUGCUCCUUGGCUUAAAGGGCAAGAACGUACAGAUUUAUCUAAUAGCCUUGAGGAAAUAUAUAUGCAGAAUAUUGGUGAAAGUAUUCUUUACCUGUGGGUGGAGAAAAUAAGAGAUGUUCUGAUACAAAAAUCUCAGAUGACAGAACCAGGCCCAGACGUGAAGAAGAAAACUGAAGAGGAAGAUGCUGAAUGUGAAGAUGAUAUCCUUUCACCAUGUCCACCUGUUAAAGCAUUGAAUUUGGGUAGUAGUGAAAAUCAAGCAGGUGCAGCAACCAGGAUGGUUGAAAGAGAAGAAUUACCUCCGAUUGAUCAUGGUGUUCCUAUCACAGACCGGCGAAGCACUUUUCAGGCACAUUUGGCUCCAGUGGUUUGUCUCAAACAGGUGAAAACGGUUCUUGCCAAAUUGUAUGAGAAUAAGAAGAUAGCCAGUGCCACCCACAACAUCUACGCGUACCGAAUAUAUUGUGAGGAUAAACAGACCUUCUUACAGGACUACGAAGACGACGGGGAAACAGCGGCUGGUGGACGUCUUCUCCAUCUCAUGGAGUUGCUACAGUUUCUUCUGCUAUUGUAUGCGGAGAUUCUGAAUGUGAGAAAUGUCCUUGUGGUAGUUUCGCGCUGGUAUGGAGGGGUUCUGCUCGGACCAGAUCGCUUCAAACAUAUCAACAACUGCGCCAGAAACAUACUGGUGGAGAAGAAAUACACGAAUCCACCGGAGGAAUCAUCUAAGGCUUUUGGAAAGAACAAAAAAGUAAGAAAGGACAAGAAGAGGAGUGAGCAUUAAUAUAUGAAAGUAUAUGAAAGGUUAAUUUGCCUAUGAUUCCAUACAAAUUCCACACUCAUCAAAGAACGUACUGUGCAGAGGGCAUCCUGGACUGCUCCAGUUAGCCACUUCAUCACGGACACCACCAUUAUAUUCUCUUCUUUGGUCAUAUCAUCUGCCAAAAUAGAGAACUCGUGAUGUAUUCAUGUGUGUUUCAGGCUGACUCGGAAGACUUCAUUUGAACUAAUCACCACUUUACCUAAUUUUAGGAAGGUAACAGUUGCCCAGGGCAGUACCUGAAUUAACUGUCCGUUUCAGUACGUGUCAAGUGCCUUUGUUAGGGGGGGAAGAAAUGUCUCUGGAGGAAUAUAAAUAUCUGAUUUCUUGUCAUCGGGGUUCUCAUUUUGUUAAAUGAAUAUGGCCUUUUACUGCUCUUUAUGGCUUAUUGGAAUAGGAGCUCACUGAAGAUUGAUCUUGGAGAGUUUCUUCUUGUGAUUUUAGUUCAGAAGUGUGUCACCUUUCAUGUUCUAGUGUUCCAUCACUGAGCAGUACAUCAAGUGAAGUUUCAGGAGUUUCCAUCUGCAGCUGUGUGCUGAAGUCAUUCAUCCAGCGUAUUUGCUAGCAUAAGUGGUGUACCUCAGUUUUUGUCGCAGAUUAGUGAUUGUGAAAUUUUGAAAAGUGGUUUUUCUAGCCUCUAGUUUUUUUGUUUAGUUGUUGUAAUGUAAAGCAGUAAAUGUGGAGUGUCAGUAGUCUCCUCCCUCCCCUGAAAUGUGUUGGUGUAAUAUUCUGGUUUCCUUUAUCAGCCUGGAAGUACCUUUCCUGUGCUCUUCACUGAGGAAUUAGAACUGUGCAGGAGCUAGGCUGUAGUCAAUGAGACAUACAUGGGAUAGAGGUGGCGGAACAGCACUGGUGCGGGCCGGGGUGUGCUGUGCUGUGCUGUUAUGGAAAUGUGAUGCACGUUUCCAUCUGCAUUCCAGCCCUCUUUCUCAAUGCCAUGACUUUGUGCAGAGAAGGAGCAAACCUUUGAUUGGAAAAACAAAGAAAAUUCCAUUUCCCCACUAUUAUCAAAUGUACCCUUUCCACCAGUGUUUCAUGUUCCUUCUUGCAUCUGCAAGUUGUGUGCUUUGCCUCUAGGCACCUAGACGGUAAAUUUGCCUUUGCAGUAUAACAAGUCAUUACCUGUUCCCUCUCAGAUGUGAUCACAAACAAUUUUUAAAGGAAUCUGUCAGGUUCCUGGGAUUCCCUUCCAAAGACAGGGAGCAGAAAUUAGGAGUCAGCUUGCAGUGGUGCUGGAGUUGGAUAGCAUCAGAGAAAAGUGGACACAGACACAUGUUUUGUUUCUGUUCUCUGAUGUUUUACCUUAAAAAAAACUCAACACCCUUACACAGUAUUUUUAAUAAGAAUUUCGUGAAUACUUGCACACUAGGAUGGAUCCUGAGAAAUCUGUAUUUGUUGUGUGUUCAAUGUUGCCAGUUGAGAAGUGUCAUCAGAAGAUGUGUUUAGGACGCUUAACCUCAGAUUCCAUGGAAAAUUAUGUCCGAUAUUAACUUAAAAUAAUUGAAUUUAAAAACCAUUAAUUAAAAUAAUUUCACAACUUUGGCAUAUCAAACCUAUGAUAGGAGAUAAAAAACAGUAAGAAUUUGGUGCUGCAGAAACAUAAAUGAGUUCAUUUUACUGCAUCACCAAAUUUGUAUUUCUUUGGCUGUUUUAUCUAAUAUUUAUUUAAGUCUUUAUAGAAAAUCUUUUAUAACUGGGAUCUCAUUUUUCUUUAUUUUAAAAAAAUCUUAUUUUUGCUUUUUUCUACAAAAUUAUUAACCACAUUCUCCUGACUGAGAAACCUAAUCAUGCCUCAUCUUUGCCCAAAGUCAGUCAGUUAAUAAGUGAAGUCUAAAAGUCUCUGAUUCUGGAACCCUAGUUACUUCACACUCUCAUUUAUAGACACAUUAUUAGUGUCUAUAAAUAGUUACUGUUUUUUCUCUAUUUAAAAUUUAUAUUGAGAGGAUUUUCAAAUCCUCCAAAUAAUUUUCUAUAGGCAAGUACCAUAUUUUGCCAUGUAUAAUGUCCACUUUUUUGCCCAAAGUUUCAAGGGAAAAAUAAGGAUGUGCGUUAUACCUGAAAUACCUUGUAUCUGUUCUUGUAUUUUGUUAUUACUUGUUACAUAAAACUUUUUGUACCAUAAAAUGUUCAACAAUAAAUGCUAAAGUUCCUUUAUAAUACAAAAAGCAAGUUAUCUAAAUAUAAAUAAAUAAAUAAAUAAAUAAUUGAAUUAAAAAAUUAAAAUGAAAGAUUUUUUUCCUGAAAGUUUGGGUCAAAAAUGUAGGUGCACAGUAUACAUGGGAGCACAUUAUACAUGGUGAAAUACAGUAAAUCUAUGUGGUGGCAUAUUUUACAGUAUAUUGUGUCAGUUAAACAUACUCUCCAUACACCAGCAUAUAAGAGCAGGUAGUAUCUACUUUUUAAAAGGGAAUAGCAUUAUGAUUUGGAGGUGUAUAUCAUGAAACAGAGCCUACUUCAAGAGAACUGUAUCACACUAAUCACAACUGAGAAAGAAUGGCAUGAAGCAGAUAGUGUUUUGUAGGGAGGGUGACAUUUAUUGGGAAAACUGUAGAAUUGCCUCUAAUUCCACUAUCUAAAUAGAGAUAACCAUUAGUAACAUUUGGUACGCACAUCCUUCUAUUUUUUUCCUGUGCUUGAUUUUGUACAUAUGCUAUUUUUCUUUCCAUGAAACAGUAUUAAGCUGUAUAUACUGUUUUGUAUCUUGAUAUUUCAUAUAGAAGUAUAUUGUUAACAUUUUCCCAUGUCAAUAAAUAUUAUUCUGUGGUUUAAUUUC